Molecule: messenger RNA, 1310 nt
Organism: Gigantopelta aegis
Lineage: Eukaryota; Metazoa; Mollusca; Gastropoda; Neomphalida; Peltospiridae
Product: blastula protease 10-like
Exons: 5
Coding region: 1-711 (236 amino acids)
Source: RefSeq, a predicted model, not a curated record
AUGGAAGGAUACACACCAAUGUAUCUAGAUACCGGUGUGAUUACAUCUCCAAACUAUCCGUCAAACUACCCACAAUAUUAUCAUGGGUACAGCAACAGAACUGGUCCCAACCAUGCCGGGUUUGUUGCAGCAAUUAAUAUUCCCAGUGACGUGCAGUACGUGGAACUGACGUUCACGACGUUUGACAUAGAAGAAUGCGGUUCAGACUGCACCUGUGACGGCCUCUACAUCAGCGGCUUGGCUCAACCGAUGUGUGGCAACUCCCUGCCAAAUGGGGACGGGAUAGUGAAAAUUGACCAUCAUCAGAUAAGAGACGGGAAGUUAGUGUUCGGUUUCUACUCUGACACCUCCACCACCAGACAAGGUUUCUACCUGAAAUACCACAUCGUGCGUGCUGCUGGCGGAACGUCGCCUUCGACUGGGUGUAGCUACGUCACCUGUCCGUACUGUCCAUAUGGUUCACAUUACAGUCGUGACAUGUACGGAUGUCAAGUGUGCCAGUGUCACUCUGCGCCUGCAACGACGUCGCAUCCCAUUGUCUCCGCCCAGCGUAGCCUCCUUCUGCAGAUCCUGAUGAAUCUGGAACAUCGAGCAGAAACCCUCGAGAAGUCAGUUCACGAUCUUCAGGAGCAACUCCAGAUGGCGCUAGGUGUCAUGCAAGGAGGGCUGGUCAGACGGAACUCACCCGGGGAGGAGAAGACGAAACAAUAGUGUGAAAUAAAAUAUAAAUCGUCCUGGAGGAACGGAUGUCCUUGUGUAGAUGAACCACCGGACAGUGAUUUAUGGGGGCAUGACCUUAAUACGAGCUUUGUUAUGUUAAUGAUUUCAGAUUCAGGGCGACCAACCUAAUUGAAAUAUUUUUCCGGAAUUUUCUGAUAUUUUCAUUUUUAUGCGCGCUAACGCCCUUUACAAAACAAUAAUUUAAAGCACGCGAAAACGCUAUUUUUUAAUGAAAGUAAUUUUAAACAGCGCGAAAAAUGUCAUGUUUGACAUAUAUUUGCAAAAUGACAAUACAAUGAGUAUAUAAUUAUUAUAUGUGAAUUGGAACUACCCCAUAAAAAGACCUCCCCCACCCACAUAUACACCAAAAAUCAUCAACAAGUUCACACAAAAUCCCCUUAAAAACCCACUUUAUUAGAAAAUAUUGUAUUACAGUUUAAGACUCCUACCUACAGAUUGGUAAUAAAGUGACAAACAAACUUGGGACCAAUGUUAUUUUUAUGUAGGUAGGCCUACAUCAUAUGCAUGUAGUGGGGUCGAACUGAUUUGUGGCGAACUGGUUCGGGGACGAAACCACUACCCACAUUAAG